Molecule: messenger RNA, 869 nt
Organism: Pterocles gutturalis (yellow-throated sandgrouse)
Lineage: Eukaryota; Metazoa; Chordata; Aves; Pterocliformes; Pteroclidae
Gene: TRDMT1
Product: tRNA aspartic acid methyltransferase 1
Exons: 8
Molecular function (GO): methyltransferase activity
Source: RefSeq, a predicted model, not a curated record
AAAGCUGCACACCUGCAGAAGUUGUUGCUGCUGUUGAUGUGAACACUCUUGCCAAUGAAGUUUAUAAGCACAACUUUCCCAGCACACCAUUAUGGGCAAAGACAAUUGAGGGCAUAACACUGAAAGAAUUUGACAGGUUAUCUUUUGACGUGAUUUUGAUGAGUCCUCCUUGUCAGCCAUUUACAAGAAUUGGCCUGCAAGGUGAUAUAUCCGAUCCACGGACAAAGAGCUUUCUCUAUAUCCUUGAUAUUCUCCCAAGGCUCCAGAAGCUUCCAAAAUACUUACUCUUAGAAAACGUUAAAGGAUUUGAAUCCUCUUCUGCAAGAAAUGAACUUUUGCAAACACUAGCAACAUGUGGAUUUAAAUAUCAGGAAUUUCUCUUGUCUCCAACUUGUCUUGGCAUUCCCAAUUCUAGGCUGCGAUAUUUUCUAAUUGCAAAGCUUCACCGAGAACCAUUUUCCUUUCAAGCUCCUGGUCAGAUGUUGACAAGAUUCCCAGAUCAGGAUCUAGAAGACUUAUUCAAGGACAAAGUCACUGAUGAAGUGGGUGAAGCUAGUUCUUCCUUGUCUUCUGAAGAGAAGAAUCUGGUUCCAAAUGUUGGUCCUGAUUACAGCAGCAAGAAGAGUUUACCGAAAGAGGCUUUUCUUUUUAAGCUUGAAACAGUAGAAGAAAUGGAAAGGAAACAUGUUCAGGACAAUGAUUCUUCUAUUCAAAUGCUAAAAGAUUUCUUGGAAGAGGAAAAUGAAGAAAUGAGUCAGUAUUUCUUACCACCAAAGUCCUUAUUGCGCUAUGCUUUCUUGUUAGACAUUGUUAAACCCACCUGCCGGAGAUCCACAUGCUUUACAAAAGGUUACGGAAACUUUCUCUAG